Molecule: messenger RNA, 468 nt
Organism: Saprolegnia parasitica CBS 223.65
Lineage: Eukaryota; Oomycota; Saprolegniomycetes; Saprolegniales; Saprolegniaceae
Exons: 2
Coding region: 1-468 (155 amino acids)
Molecular function (GO): oxidoreductase activity, acting on the aldehyde or oxo group of donors, NAD or NADP as acceptor
Source: RefSeq, a predicted model, not a curated record
AUGGCGGCCUUGGAGGCGAGCGCGCUCAUGGACGACGAGCUCUUUGGUCCGCUGCUAGCGAUCACCAGCAGCGACAUGGACUCGGAGACCAUUCGAUCCACGCCCAAGCCGCUCGCCCUCUACGUUAUCUUGGCCGCCACGAAGACCGUAUCCAAGUGGCACUGCGAUACUCGUCGUUUGGCAGUAUCAUCAACCCACGUCAUGCAGAUGGACAACUUGAAUCUGCCGUUUGGCAACUCGGGUCUCGGGACCUACACCAAGUCGGUGCUGCGCACGUACUUUUGGCUCGACUGGCCACCGCGCUACAUGCCCUACACGUGUGUCUUGGCCGUGAUGACGCCACUGCGUCCUGUGCUACUUCGGUGGUCCAUUGCGUUUCUCGCUGUGCUCUCAUUGGCGUGGCUGCUCUGUCGUCCGUGCGUCCGGACACUUGUGACGCGUCGCUUGCAGGUCCUCCGCGAGGCGUAG